Penicillium odoratum is the source of this 1797-nucleotide messenger RNA. RefSeq lists its product as uncharacterized. The coding region runs from base 1 to 1797 and encodes 598 amino acids. The transcript is spliced from 2 exons. NCBI's taxonomy places the organism in Eukaryota, Fungi, Ascomycota, Eurotiomycetes, Eurotiales, Aspergillaceae. The record is from RefSeq and is a predicted model, not a curated record.
AUGACGAGGGUGGCUACAAUGACCAUAACUCGCACUCAAAACGAUACCAUUUCCGUUCCGGUGUUGACAUAUACCGAUGCUCUACCUAGGAAUGACCUUCGCGAUAUCACUCAUGGUCAAAUGAACCAUGGCAAACAGCGGGAUCUCCCACGGCCCGGUAUGGCUGAUGGUCACUUCAAGCAACCAGCCAGUGCGAAAUUCGACUUUCAACUCACUGCACCACCCGAUGAAGUUACUCCGACGAGCGCGCGAUCAAAUCGGAGCCCCAUCGGUUUACAUUCUAUAGGUGUUGCCUUGGGUAGUCCAGGAUUGGUGGAUUCCCAGGAACUGCCUCCGCCGCGGUUCAACACGGCUAUGUUUGAUCAAGCGUCACCCCGCAAGAGCAAAUGGAAGAAGAUUGGUGGAUUGUUCAGAGCAAAGAAUGCCUUAACAUCGCCUACGGCCACUCAAUCAAUUCCCCAUCAGGAGGGACCAAAGGACAAACCCAUCACGAGGACCCAGAGGAGAGAAGAUGAUACUGAGGAGUGGCCGAGGAUCGAUGAGCCCAAGGUCGGGAUUGAUACCAGUCCGAAUCGAAGCAGGAAGCUUUCCGUCUCUGGCAGAAAGAAUUCAAAAGACAAGGACGUGACUCCAAUGUUGGAUGUCAACAUCCCUGAUGUGCAGAUGGAACGGUACAGUGUCAUGUUCAGCAAAGUGAUGACCAAAAAUCACAAACCCUCACUGCUGGCCAGGAGGAGUAAGACGCUGGAUAAUCUGCGCGUACCAAGUGCCCAGGACUUCCUCACUACAAAGCUACCGCCAGUGCCACAACGACGUGCCACCUCGCCAUCACAUUCACGAUCGAGCUUUACCAUAUUCCCAGCGCAGCCAAAGGCCCAGAAAGUCGGUACUCAGAACUUUUCUCGCGGCCCAAGUCCCUUACUGAGAUCCAAUACGCUUCCCGUGAGCCCGAAAGGAUCGCCAGAUCUACGCCCUAAUAAUAAUUCCACGUUCCAAUCGCCUCCCAAUCUAUUUUCCGAGCGUUCAAAUACCCCAUCCUUAACCAACAGUUAUCGCAAAGAGGAUAAACCUCUCCCAGCCAGACCUGAGCCGGUCGCUCGGUCGCGAACAGCGCCAGUCCCGAUUCCUCAACCCAAGCGAUCUCAAUCAGACAGAAACAUAAAGGCGCACGUUCAAGGAGAAAGAUCCGUGACCGACCCACCUCGAUCCAAACCAAACCUGAGACUCCAAACCGAGCUCAAAGGACCGCCCACCCCGGCCAAAGACAAAACCCCCAAAUCGGCUCUUUCAGCAAAGACACCCAGGGAACAAAUCUCGCAUAUCUUGUUCCCAAACCUAGUCCAAUCACCUAUGGAAAUAAGAUCCUCCCCAGCAAAGGUCAAACCAGUUGUCACGGAGCGGGAAAUCACGCCAGUUCCAGCCAAAGACAUAACCUCCAAAUCGGCUCUUUCAGCAAAGACAUCCAGGGAACAAAUCUCGCAUAUCUUGUCCCCAAACCUAGUCCUAUCACCUAUGGAAAUAAGAUCCUCCCCAGCAAAGUUCAAACCAGUUGUCACGGAGCGGGAAGUCACCCCAGUCUCAAAAUCCAAAGGACCGAAAAUCGAAGUGUCGACUGCGCGCUCAAUCUCUGUAUCGAAGGGGAAGAGACAGAUUCUUAUUCCGAUCGGGGCACGGGUGGAUCAAUUAAAUCCUAAUGAGCGCUUGGUCGAGCGAAGAGCCAUGACGCCGACAAUUAUGGACGUGCAGUACGGGCAUCGACAUGGGAUUUCUCAAGAGUUACAAAUUGAGUCGAUGUGA